AGCAGAGCAGCUGUGGUAUUUGGAGCAAGUAUAAAUAGCUGCCUGGACAGAGCUCGGCCAGCGUGGGGUGCAGCCGCCGGCUCUGCGGGCAGCCCUGUGCACUGGUGGCCACAGCGGGUACAACCAGGGCAAGGGGCUGGGCAGCGUACAAGAAAAGCCCCAGGAGCUCUGGCCAGACACUCCUCACUGUUGCCACAUUGCUGGAUGCUCUUGCAGCCAGCCAUGCUGCUGGGGGGCCUCCUCCUCCUCAUGGCCACCAUGACUGGAGCCCAGCAGAGGGGGCAAGAGGCAGGCGGGCGCCGCCGGGCACACAGAGUCCAGCACGGCCAGUGCAGCUACACCUUUGUACUGCCUGAGCCUGAGCCCUGCCCACCGGAGCCUGAGGCCUUCGGGGGCUCCAACAGCCUCCAGAGGGACUCACCAGCCACUGUGCUGAACCUGGAGGAUUGGCCCACCCAGCGGGUGAGGCAGCUGGAGAAGGUGCUGGAGAACAACACACAGUGGCUGCAGAAGCCCAUGGUCUCCCCACAGCUAGAAAGGUACAUCCAGCUGAACUUGAGGUCUGAGCUGGCGCAGGCCCAGCAGCACAUGGUCCAGAACCAAACAGCCACCAUGCUGGAGCUGGGCACCAACCUCCUGAACCAGACCACUGCCCAGACCCGCAAGCUGACCGAUGUGGAGGCGCAGGUGCUGAACCAGACCUCACGGAUGGAGGUCCAGCUGCUGGAGACCUCGCUGUCCACCAACAAGCUGGAGAAGCAGCUGCUGCUGCAGGGCCAUGAGCUCCAUCGGCUUCAGGACCACAACAGCGCCCUGGAGACGCGGGUGCAGGCCCUGGAGACGCAGCAGCAGGCGGAGCUGGCCAGCCUCCGCGGCGAGAAGGAGCGGCUGCGGCGCCUGCUGGGCCGCCAGAGCGGCGCCCUCGCCGGCCUGGAGCGCAGCCUGCGGGCCGCCAGCAGCAAUUCCAGCCUCCUGCAGCGCCAGCAGCGCCAGCUGCUCGAGUCGGUGCAGCGCCUGGUGCGCGUCGUGGCCCAUGGACCGGCCUCCAUGAGGACAGCUGAGCAGGUGUUCCAGGACUGUGCAGAGAUCCAGCGCUUCGGGGCCAAUGCCAGUGGCAUCUACACCAUCCAUGUGGCCAAUAUGACAGAGCCCAGGAAGGUGUUCUGUGACAUGGAGGCCAGUGGAGGCGGAUGGACCCUCAUCCAGCGCCGUGAGAAUGGCAGUGUGAAUUUCCAGCAGAACUGGAAGGAUUACAAACAGGGCUUCGGUGACCCGGCCGGGGAGCACUGGCUGGGCAAUGAGGUGGUGCACCAGCUCACCAGCAGGACAGCCUACUGUCUGCGUGUGGAGCUGCAAGACUGGGAAGGCAACGAGGCCUAUGCCCAGUAUGAACAUUUCCAGCUGGGCAGCGAGGGGCAGCUGUACAGGCUUUCUCUGAGUGGGUACAGUGGCUCAGCUGGGCGCCAGAGCAGCCUGGUCCUGCAAGGCACCAACUUCAGCACCCGUGAUGCAGACAACGACAACUGUCUCUGCAAGUGCGCCCAGAUGCUGUCUGGAGGAUGGUGGUUUGAUGCCUGCGGCCUCUCAAACCUCAACGGCAUCUACUACCCGGCUCGUCACCACGUGCGCAAGCUCAACGGCAUCCGCUGGCACUACUUCCAGGGCCCCAGCUACUCGCUGCGGGCCACUCGCAUGAUGGUGCGUCCCGUGGGCAUCUAACAAGCAGCGGCGCCCGGAGGCUGGACCCACAGGAGGAGCCAGGACUUGGCAGCCUGGACAAGAUGGUCACAGUACACAGGACACAGUGCCAGGGCCCUGUCCUGGACACACUGGGUCUCCUGAACCAGCCCUCCUCACCCCGGAGGCCAGAAGAGUCAGCUGCCUCCUCCCUUCCCCUCAAGCUGUGAAAUGGGGGGACAUCUGGUGUCCCUGCCUCUGCAGUAUCCCUCUUUCUUCUUUCCUCCUGUCUCCUGCAGGGGUCAUGUGCCAGCUUGAGGGUCACAAUACCCUGAAUGAGCUACAAACUUGAUUUGGCCCCUCAGAGGAAUACAGGACUAAUGGCGGGAUUUCAGGCAGGUGGUAAAGUAUUUCAAACAGGCAACUACUCAGAUGGGGGCCCAGAUUCUGUCUCUUGGUGGGAAGGCCAUCUCCUGUUUCAUCCUUGAGAUGUCUUUGAACUUUCUGUUCAAGGCUGAAGGGGUUACAUCCACCCCAUAAUGGGCAUCAUUAUAUCCAGCCAACACCAUCCACCCCUCCUAGGCCCCAGCAUCUGGAGCUCAGACCUGAUAUCUCAAGGGCUCCAGGAGAUCUAAAAGGAAUUCCUUUGCCCUCAGCAUGCCCUAGAAUUGUUUCAGAAAAAAUAACUCAGGCUCCCUUCUAAAAGUAACAAUGGUCAAGUGAGAAAGAGGAACACCAGGUUAAAUCAAUGUCAACAGUCUUAGCUGCAGGAUUUGUCAGAGCCUUAAAUGUGGUCCUUGUGAACGCCCAUGAAGGAGUUAGAGUGGGCAGCCUUCUCCAAAUGUACUCAUUUGAAAAUGGGCCCCGUUCAUCCCAGAGCAUCUCUUAGGGCUGUGGAUGCCCUUGGAAACAGCCGGUCCUCACUGUCAUGAGGAGGCCCAGCCCCCACCCCGACCUGCACUCACCACUUCUGGCUACAAGGGCUACAAUGAUGGCCUCAAACAGCCUCUGGAAACAACUGGAAGGAAACUCUGGGUUAAGGCAGACACACACCAUCCCUGAAGAAGGUCUAGGUCUCAGUGUCCUCUCUGUGCUGGCUGGUGUCCUCCCAGGCUUCUUCUGACCCUAGGACACCAGAUCUCUACCUGGGGACUGCCCCUCAGCACACCCUGGAACCCCAGCUCACCUGGCCUCUCUGCCUUAGGCAGGACACCAGUUCCCAGGUCCAGAUCCUUCCUGCCUCCCAGCUGGAACCCCAGCCCCUCCUCCUGCCCCAUCCAGCUGUGGCACUGCAGCUGGGCAUCCAUGGGAGGUGGAAGCGAAGGAGACUGGGCCUCUGCCUGAGCCUGGGAGACCAGAGGCUCCUCUGAGCUUCUUUCAGAAGAUCGGGUAAGAGAGGAGCCACAGACCCUCUGCCACCCACCCCCAUCACGGUGUCACCAUCCUCAGUCCUGAUGAGGCCACCACAGUCCUGUCAUCUCUAGCUGACACCUGGGCCAGCCAGGACUGACCAAGCCGGAUGUGCCUCUGUCCUGAAAUGUCCUCCUGGAUGAGGCUGGGGCAGUGGAGGCAGGACACCUUCUCCCAGCCAGCUCUGGCCCGGCCCGGGUCCACCUCAGCCAACCCUCUGAGUAAACCCAGCGCACAUCAAUGCCAGCCUCCUUCAGGGAAACCAAAGGAUGUGGUUGUUAAUGGGCAUUUCAGGCAGGAAGAGGAGAGGGAGGGAGGGCAGGUUCCUGCCCAAAAUGCUCACAUGGCCUUACACAGUGUUUGCUCCUCAGGCCCUGGUUUAGCACCUACUGUGUGCAGAGUGGUGCUGUGGGCAGAGCUUUGGAGUAAGAAAGACCCAACCCUGCUCUUGAAUUUGAGGCCAGUGGCUAGCUUCUCAAAGCCUCAAUUGUCUUGUCUGGAGAAGUAGAGAUGAUACUCCCUUCUCGCUGGACUGUGGCAGUGAGACCAUGUAUGUCAGCCUCUUAACAGAGCCUGGCAUGGAGCAGGUGCCUAAUAAAUGUUAGUUCCCAAAGAGGUGAGAGGGGUGAGGAAAUCGAUGUCUAGUGCAUGCCACCCCUUCUCCAGCCCCAGGUAAGGUAAGCAUUUAUUUUUGUACUACAGUUUGUAGGCUGGCAGCGUGCUGCAGAGGAGAGGAGGACACAGCUCUGAGCCCUGCAGAAACACCACUCUGGGUGUGGGGAAGGCCCAAAUCUCUGUCUGCACUUGUUUCCCUUAAAAAGGCCAAGAAGCUGAUUUGGGUUACCCUGGGACACCAGUUCUUAAAUAUCCAUUCUUCCUUCUUGCCUGCCUGCCCCCUCCAUGCCAGGACUCUCCAGCACAAGGAAUAGAAGCCCUCGCCUAAGGAAUGGAUUAACUCACAUACCAGGAAGUCUUCAGGUGGAUUCAGGUGCAGUUAGAUCUAAGAGCUCAAAAGUUUCCCUCUUCAUCUCUCAGCCCUGCAUCUGCUGUGCAGACUUCUCAGUCAGGUUCUCUCCUAACAGAUGUCUGCAGUAGCCUGGGCUCAUGUCCUCCCAGCUCCGCACCCCUAAGACAGAAAGCUCCCCUGACCCAGUGAUUCCAGCAAAGGCAUGAUUCUUUCCAGCCAGGACUGGCCCUGUGUCCACCCUGCACCUAUCCCUGUGAUUCUCAGUGACCAGAUCUGGUCAUAGGGUCAUGCUCAGAACCAGGGUCAGGGCCAGUCCCAUCCAAGUCAUGGAUCUAGCAGGGGAACCUGAGGUGCUGUCUCAGGAAGCAGCAGUGCUGGGCAGGCAAGAACCUGUGAUCACUUUUUCUCUCUCUCUGACUCCCACCUCUCCUCUCUCCAUCUCUGCUCCAUCUCCAGCCUUCCUGCCCCAAGGCCUGGCCCCAGCCUCUGGCUCAUCGCCAGUUGCCCCAACCUAUCAAGGACACAGCUGUGUCCUGCCCAGGGAUGUUCAAUCCUGGUUUGCAGUCCUGGCCCUGCCCUGGAGCAUAGCCCCUGACACUCUGAGCCUCCAUUCCCUGUCUGUGCAAUAAGGAUGGACCACCUGCUGACUUAUAAAAGCCAUUCUGAUGGUGACUUUGACUCACAAUGGCUGCAGACAAGACCAGAUGAAAGGCUCUGGGUAGCAUAACAGCCUCCAGUGGGCAUAGCUGGUGUGGUCGUGGCCCUGGCCAGGUGUCCUGGAGGACCGCUACUUAUGGGAACUGGCUUCUGGGACACCUGCAUCUACAGGUUCCUAUGGAAAAUCCUGUCACCUCUCCCUGCAUCAGACCAGUGUUCUCCCCAUGUUAGCAAUGAAGAAAUAGAGCUCAGAGAGGGAAGGAGUCUAACGUGAGGCAGCACAGACAAUCACCACAUCCAGUGCACUUGCACCUAUGAGCUGCUUCCCUUGUCCAGAGCUCUCUGGAAGCAUCUUGGCACCAACCACAAAAAAAAAUGCAGGAGUGGUAUCCCCUUCACUUGUAUCAUGGGUUGAAGGAGCUUUCUGGAAAGCCUUCCAAGGACCAUUCUGCCUUUCCCGCUGGCACCUUGUAGAUCUUGAUGGAGCCAGCCAGGCAGAACACACUGUUCCUGAGAUCUCUGCAUGUUCCUGGCAAAGACAAUUUCCACAGUGGGGAGAGAGUUCUCUGUGCAUGCUCCAGAAAUGAUGAGCAUGGGCAUAGGAGAAAGUGGCCCUUGCAGGGGAAAAGGGGCAGCCAGCAUUAGGAUGGUUUGUCUCGGUAGCUAGAGAAUUUGACCCCUUUUUCCAGGUUUUUCUCCCACCCAGUGUCUGUAUGGGCCUUUACGUCUCUCAUAAAAGAUGCUCCAGAAAGCUAACAGUGUUGCCUUGGCAACACCAGCAUCAGCACCUUUUGAAGGAAUAGCCCUUCUGCAGGAUUCUGGUCCAGGCUGUGUCCAACAUAAACGUGUUGCUUUCUAGUGUUAGAUUAAUAUGGGAUUGCACAGCUGAGGUUCUCAGGGGUCCUGAGGGCAGGGAAACCCAAUAACAUCCAACACAUUCCUGCCCUACCUGCCCUACCCUCUCUGCGCUCCCUUUCUACAUAUGCACAAUGAGGAGACUGGAUCCAGUUCACAAGGAAGUCAUGCAAGUCAAUGUCAUGGUGGGCAUCCAGGCCCAGCACAUUCAUUCAUGUAUUUGUUCAUCUGCAUCCUUUCAUCCAUGCAAGUCAGCAUUAAGGACCUGCCUGGGCCAAGGCCUGGCUCCGUGAUGGGAAUGGAACAGUGAACAAGACAGACAUCCGUGGUCCUGUACUCACAGAGCUUAACAGGCUAGAGAGGAGACUGGCCAAAAGCAAAUUUUAAAAAAUUUAAAAACCAAAUUAAGAAACUAAUACAUUGCAAAUGAAGGAAGAAGACAUGAGGUAGAGAUAAGAGAUUACAGAGGGUCCAACAGAGGGUGAUCAGGAAAACCCCUUCUGAAGAGGUAUACCUAAAUUGAGGGCCAAUAAGGUGAGAAGGCGGCAUCCAGGGAAUAGCUGUGGGAAGAACAGGCCCACUAGAUGGAACAGCAAGUGCAAAGGCCCUGAGGUGGUCACUAGGAACUACCAGGAGGCCAGUGUAGCUGGAGCACAGCAAACACAGAAGAGUGGUGGGAGAAUGUGCCCUCUGAGCACCUACAUCAGAGAUGGACUCCCCUCCCCAAUGCCCACCAAGGUCUGGAUCCAGGCACUGCUCUGUCUGAGCCACUGUGGAGCUGGGGCAAAUUCCUGUCUCCCUCUAGACCUCAUUUUCCUAAUCUGUAAAAUGCAAGACAGGGAUCACUGAGAGUCAUCCAGAUCCUGUUAUUUGUAUAAAUCUGGGUCAAGGGACUUGUUGUGUCCACUGCCCAAGCUGGGUGUCAUUGUGGGGGUCAGAAGGAGGAAGAGAAAUCCUGGGACCUGCCCUCAGGUUGAGUGGGGAGUUUGAAAGUUCUCCUAGAAGAGGCCAGCCAGGAGGAGCUGGUAGGAAUACGGGGCAUCGAGUACCCCUCCUCACUGCCAGGCCUACCUGCACCAUCCUUGAAUCCUACUAGGUUCUAUCAUUACCCCCAUUUUACAGAUAUGGAAACUGAGGCUCAGAGAAGUGAAGUGCUUGCCUAAGAUCACACAGUGAUAGGGUACAGGCUAAGCUGCUGUAGCAAAAAGACCCCGAAACUCAGUGGGUUAAAUAUUUCUCUUCUAUGUAAGUCUGGAGUUGAGCAGUCGAUGGCUGGUGGGUGGCUCUGCCAUGCUCAACAGCAGCUGCCAUUUCCCAUGGACAGCAAGGGGAACAGGACACAGCACUGCUUCCCCUCCAGCACCUGCUCUCUCACCCUGGCCCCGUCUUCUGCCUGGAAGAUCCCAGCAGCAUCCCAAUAGAGCCCCAGCCCCAGGUCUGCUCCCUCCUGGCCUACAGGCAUGUCACUAGAGGCUUCAGCAGCUCCCAGUACCUUGUACUCAGCCUGCAACCAGGGCUCCUCACCCGCAAGCUCAGCCUUCCCCCAGCUCCACCUCAGCUCUGUUCUUAAACUGGAGUUCAGAGGCUUCGGGCCUGAAGCAUUCCUUCUGGAGAAAGGGUCCCAGAGGCCAGUCGGUUGUCCUGGAAGAAUUGCCCAUUUUCCACUUGACCUGUAUGUCCCUGUGGCACAGAGCACAGGGCCUAGCUCGCAGUAACUGCUCUAAGUAACAUGGUGGAUUGGUUCAGCCCUCUGGCUCUCCUGAGAGCUGGAUCCAAGUCCCACUUCUGCCCCUUAAAGGAUAAUGCUGGAGCCUCCAAAAUCCCUGUGAGGGCUCAGAAAAUUGUAAGGCCCCUAGGACAGGGCCUGUAUGCAGUCCACUCUCUGUGAUGUUAUCCCCAGUUAUUUCUCUGUGUCGGGCACCACGUGAAGAACUUCCCUGAGACUAUCCGUGGAAGCCCUGUAAUGGCCCUAUGGGGUAAGUACUAUUAUCAUCCCCUUUCAAUGGAUGGGAAAGCUGAGUCUCAGAGAAGUGAAAUCACCUUGCCAAAGUCACACAGCAGGAACUUAUGGAAAUGGCUUUGGACCCAAAUCACCUGCUCCAGAGCAUGCUUCAACUUGAUCUUACAUUCCCUGGGACCAAGGCUAGAGGAAAAUAAAUACAUAAGCAAUUGCCAAGUUCAUGCUGGCCAGUACUUGAAACACAUAGGCAGAUAAAUGCCCAUGGUCCCCGUUAGAUCCUCCUGGGGCAGGGCCAGGACCUUCUUUCCUGUUUCUGACCUCCUGACUGCCCUGCCCUGGCUUCAGAACACCUGGCCACAGGCCUGCCACCCACAGUCGUCUGAGUGGGACUUAGCUUUCUUCAGUGUCAACCUCUCUCGUCUCCCUGCUGUGACCUGAGCAGGGAGGGGCAGGGACAGGCCACACCUGUUGAUUCUAAUCUGGGGAGCCUGGAAGCCCCCUGGCUGGCUGAGGUCUCCUCCCUCAGCCUUCACCUGCCCUUUGGUGUCUGGGAGAGGUGUCAAGACCACAGUCUGGCUAUGGCCACAGAUCAGAAGACUGGGUCAGUGCCUCCCCUUUCAGGGCCUCACUCUACUUACUCAUAAAAUGGGAGUGAGCAGUCCAGCCCUGCUUGCUUCACAGGCUUGCUGGGAGAAUCAAAUCAGAUGGUCCCUUCCCUUAACAAAUAGUUACUGAGUACCUACUAUGUGCCAGCAAGGUGCUAGGCCAUGGGUACUCAGCCAUGAACAAGACAGACUGAUCCCUGUUUUAAGGUGCUUGCUGUCUGAAGUGGGCAGAAGGAGGCAGAAAUUCAGUAGGAAUUAAACAAAAAUUAAAAGUACAAUGUAUAUGAUGGGGGAAUUUGCAAUGCUGUUGGAGCAAGGACACCAACUUAGACAGGGAGGGCAUCUGUGCAGGAUGAGGAGGACGUAGGUGAAGAGGAAAGAGGUUCCAGGAAAAGGGAACAGCAUAUGCAAAGGCCC
Molecule: messenger RNA, 8548 nt
Organism: Manis javanica (Malayan pangolin)
Lineage: Eukaryota; Metazoa; Chordata; Mammalia; Pholidota; Manidae
Source: RefSeq, a predicted model, not a curated record